Messenger RNA from Tachysurus vachellii, 873 nucleotides. RefSeq lists its product as uncharacterized. The record is from RefSeq and is a predicted model, not a curated record. NCBI's taxonomy places the organism in Eukaryota, Metazoa, Chordata, Actinopteri, Siluriformes, Bagridae.
AUGAGGAAGGGAAAGUUCUUGAGACAGUUUCCUCUGAUGCAAGUGGUUUUCAAGGUAAGAUUUGAUGGCAAAACAGUUAUCAUUACAGAAGUCAACACUGGAAUUGGCAAAGAAACCACAAGAGAUUUAUCUAAAAGAGGGGCCAGGAUCAUCAUAGCUUGCAGAGAUAUUGCCAAAGCCGAAACAGCACAGAGAGAGAUUGUUGCUGAUUCAGGCAACCAAAAUGUCCUCAUCAGAAAACUCGACACGAAAUCAAUCCAGGAAUUUGACGAAGUAAUAAACAAAGAGGAAAAGCAAUUACAUGUUCUCAUAAACAAUGUUGGAAUCAUGAUGUGCCCCUAUUCUAAGACUGCAGAUGGCUUUAAGAUGCAAUUUGGAGUCAACCAUUUGGGUAAAAUAUUUUUUACGUUCUUUUCAUCCAAGAGAAGUGCUGAAUCUCAAAUUUAUAGUGCUUCAUGAUACACAUUCAUGACUGAUCUAUUCUAUGUUUCUCAUUUGGAUGACAUCAACAGUGAGAAGAAUUACCAAAGCAAUGGACAGAGCAAGCUAGCAAAUAUCCUCUGUUCUCGAUCCCUGACCAAAAGUCUUAAAGACACAGGCGUGACAGUAGACUCAAUCCACCCAGGCAUUGUUUGCACUGAACUAAAGAGACACAUGAACCUUGGGCUCCUAAUAGUCAGGCCUUUCACUAAGACAUCAGUGCAGGGAGCGCAGACUUCAAUCUACUGUUCUGUGUAGCCAGCGCUCGACUCACGCAGUGGUGGCUAUUACAGCAAUUGUAGACCUUCAAGUUGCACAAGAGCUACACAAGAUGAUGAGAUGUGGGAGCUGUGGGACCUCAGUUGCCAGAUGCUUGGCAUGAACUGGGAAUGA